CCGGAGAUUUUUCUCCCGGCAUUCCUCGCGGGUGUAGCGUGGGUUCCCUUCCCCCACUUCCGGGUCCCAGGAGAGGGAGACCUGGGGUCUUGAAGAGAGUUCUGAGGUUUAGCUUGUCCGUCCUGUGCGAAGAAUGACAGGACAGUGAAGCACUGGCCUGGGGGACAGGGUGUAGGGAGAUGUUGACGUUCAUCAGCAUCGCGGCCUGCUUUCCAGGGAGCCUUUUGGGUUGAAGCCAUUAUCAAUACUAGGAUUUAACUGGAGUCCUGUCACCAUUGCAACACGUUGAAACCUCGAAGUAGAGCCUUUUGUCACUGAGGCAGAGCUCUAAGAUAGUGUAUGUGCCUCUUAAGAUCAUCCAGGACUAGGGGGUCUCCGCUGACCAGCCGUACCCUUGAGCACACAGUGGUGAAUUCUUGGCAAACUUGUGUUGCAGGUAACAUGGCUCAGGGCUUGAUUGAAGUGGAGCGAAAGUUUGUUCCGGGGCCUGAUAUGGAGGAAAGGCUGCAGGAGUUGGGGGGCACUCUGGAGCGCCGGGUCACCUUCCGGGACACUUACUAUGAUACUUCUGAGCUAAGCCUUAUGCGGUCUGACCACUGGCUGCGACAACGACAAGGUAGUGGCUGGGAGCUCAAAUGUCCUGGAGUAGCAGGCAUCUCAGGACCCCACAAUGAGUAUGUGGAACUCACAUCGGAAUCUGCAAUUGUGGCCGAGCUCUUUGAACUGCUGGAGGCUGAGGAGCCAGAGAUUGCCGGUGUGGCUGCUGUCUUGGGUCCACUGAAGCUGCAGGAAGUAGCUAGUUUUAUAACUACACGAAGUUCCUGGAAGUUGGCCUUAUCUGAAGCCCAUGAACAGGAACCACUGCUCAGAGUGGAUCUGGAUUCGACAGACUUCGGCUAUGCUGUGGGUGAGGUAGAGGUCAUGGUGCGUGAGAAGGCUGAAGUACCAGCUGCCCUGGAGAAGAUCUUCAGCUUCAGUAGAAUGCUUGGAGUGCCAGCACAGGAGAAGGCACCUGCCAAGCUCUUGGUAUACCUACAGCGCUUCAGGCCUCUGGAUUAUCAGCGCCUGCUAGAAGCAAACAGUUCCAGUGAAGCCACAGGGGACUUAACAUCGUGACAGCAGUUUAUGGGCACAGGGCUCACUUUCUAGGAGGGAAGGGAGCUCUCUGAAGCUGCUAUCCGCACCUGGACCCACCGUGCCCCUUCCCUUACAACAGAGCCACUUUUGUCUCCAGUUCUGCCUGGUCUUUCACCCAUUCUCAGCUACUCUUCCUUGGGCCCUCCCUCACUGCUUCCCUCAUCCGUCAGAUGCAAUCUGUGGGCCGCCCCUCUCCCCUGGCCGCUAAGCAGCCUCCAUUGAUUUCCGCUCGUGUUUAUAGGAUUUCCACUUAGCCGUGAUCAGUAGUUAAGCACAGGAAAAUCCCUUGCCACCCCCCCUCCCGUGGUCGAUGCCAUUGAUUCUGCCAGCAGCUCUGAAGCCGCCUUACAGCUGAGUUAGAGAUGCGGGGAAGCAGCAGGGAUUUCCCUGCCUUGGGGUGUAGGGAAUAGCAACAAAGUGGGGAAAUGGUUGGGAACCUCUGUUAGAAAUCUGGAAAUUCUGCUGGGUCUGCCACUGUGCCCUGAGGGUAGAGCGCCCUGUGUACCAGUUUAGAGAUAAAUUUGCUCUCCAACCUAGAGAGGGGUAGAAAGAAAAUCAUCAUUGUUGAGACAGGUUCUGGGGUUUCAGGAAGUCUCCACUUCCUGUGGAGAAGGCUCUACCCUUGUGUGGACAUUUUCUUUCUCACUAGGUCAGAA
Molecule: messenger RNA, 1793 nt
Organism: Cricetulus griseus (Chinese hamster)
Lineage: Eukaryota; Metazoa; Chordata; Mammalia; Rodentia; Cricetidae
Source: RefSeq, a predicted model, not a curated record